This is a messenger RNA of Passer montanus (Eurasian tree sparrow), 1569 nucleotides long. Its product is annotated as transcription factor CP2-like. Gene Ontology annotation, molecular function: RNA polymerase II cis-regulatory region sequence-specific DNA binding; DNA-binding transcription activator activity, RNA polymerase II-specific. The record is from RefSeq and is a predicted model, not a curated record. The transcript has 3 exons. Gene Ontology annotation, cellular component: nucleus. Gene Ontology annotation, biological process: regulation of transcription by RNA polymerase II. Bases 1066 to 1569 code for a protein of 167 amino acids. Lineage: Eukaryota; Metazoa; Chordata; Aves; Passeriformes; Passeridae.
CGCCGCCUCCAUCUUGGCGGAGCGGCGCGUUUGGGGGUCCCGGCCCGGAGCGGGGGGGCCGGACUGGGGGUCCCGGCCCGGAUUGGGGGGUCCGGGCUCGGAUCGGGGGGUCCCGGCCUGGAUUGGGGCGUCCCAGCCCGGACUGGUGGGGGUCCGAUCCCGGAUUGGGGGGUCCCGGGGCGGACUGGGGAUCCCGGCCUGGACUGGGGGGUCCUGGCCUGGAUUUGGGGGUUCCCUUGGGUGCAGCCCUUAGAGGGGAGUGCAGGAUUUUGGGGUCCCCUUGGGUACUGGCCUUAGAGGGGAGGUCAGGAUUUUGGGGUCCCCUUGGGUGCAGCCCUUAGAGAGCAGUGCAGGAUUUUGGGGUCCCCUUGGGUGCAGCCCUUAGAGGGCAGUGCAGGAUUUUGGGGGGUCCCCUUGGGUGCAGCCCUUAGAGAGGAGUUCAGGAUUUUCGGGGUCCCCCCGAGGUGUUCCCUUUGAGCAGGAGUGUUGCUGGGUUUUGGGGUUCAUUCACCUGUGGUAGCGGGGUUUGGGGGGUCCCCAAAUUAGUCACUGCAGGAGAGGGUCCUCAAGAGGUCUGGGGGGGCUUUGGGACCCCCAGAAAUCAGGGGGAGGUGUUGGGGUGCCCCGAGGAGCCCCUGGCUUGGGGUGACACUGAACACCCUGUUUUGGGGUGACCCUGAGGCCCAUCGGUUUGGGGGUGACCCCAAGUCCCCCUCGUGCUUCAGGUACCCCCAAAGCCCCCUGGUUUUGGGGGGAACCCCCACCAGCCCCUUUUUGGGGUGACCCCCAAGGACCUGCGUGCUUGGGGGUGCCCCAGACCCCACUUUUCCCUUGUCCCCAAGACACCCCCAUUUUUGAGUACCCCUUGACCCCCCCCAUUUUUGGGGUCUCCCAAAGACCCCCUGUUUUGAAGUGACCACAACAACCCCUUUCUUUUUGGGGGGUGACCCAGAGGACCCCUGCUUUUUGGAGUGACCACGACAACCCCGUUUCCUGGGGGGUGGCCCUGAGGACCCCCCGUUUUUGGGGGCGAGCCGGUGGCCGUUUUUGGGGUGCCCCGGGGCCAUGGCGUGGGCGCUGAAGCUGCCGCUGGCGGACGAGGUGAUCGAGUCGGGGCUGGUGCAGGAUUUCGACGCCAGCCUCUCGGGCAUCGGGCAGGAGCUCGGCGCCGGCGCCUACAGCAUGAGCGACGUGCUGGCUCUGCCCAUCUUCAAGCAGGAGGAGUCCAGCCUGCCCCCCGAGAGCCAGGACAAGCUGCUGCCCUUCCAGUACGUGCUGUGCGCCGCCACCUCCCCCGCCGUCAAGCUGCACGACGAGACCCUCACCUACCUCAACCAAGGAUUUGGGGGUGGGGUGUUCUUUCCUCCUCCCGGCCCCGUCUGCGGCCGGCGCAGAGCCAGCGGCGGGACUCGAACCCGCGGCCCCGCGGGAGGCGCCACACAGCCCAGCGCCGCAAGCCGCCUCGGCCACGCCCCCCCAGCCAAUCCCCGAGCGGCCUGCCCGGCGCGCAGCUCUCUAUUGGUUUCUGUGGCCGUCCGUUAUGCGGCAAGGCCCGCUCUCAUUGGCUGA